AUACUGUAUGUGGCUUUUGAGUAGUUUUUCUUCCAUAAACAUUUCGCAAUUCUGUAACUUCCUUCCUGUCUUCGCUUUCCCUCGCUUCGAAUCCCUGAGACCACUGAAUGCCCCGCUGCAUACGAUGUCGGUCGCGUGAGCUCUGUCAUGAUCACGGUUCUUACCGACUAGUAACUCGUGACAAGCUACAACCUACUAUGUGGAUUAACCAGUAUGUUAUACGACAUUAUCGACCUACGAAUAUGACCAAUUCGAUGUGCGCUAAGAGUAUCUUCCACUGGACUAACGAGACGAUCAACAUAUGGAGUCAUCUAUUAGGAUUUAUUUAUUUUACCUACUGUCAAUAUGAAAUGAAUGUAUACCGGAUACCGUUGUUAGGCGGACACUUCCAAGAUCACCUUAUUAUCUCCUUAUCCUUGUUCGGAGCGCAGGUCUGCAUGUUGUUCUCCGCUGCCUAUCACACCUUUUGCUGUGCAAAUGAGGAAAAACGGCAACAGUUUUUGAAACUCGACAUAUGCGGUAUCUCGUCUGGAUUGAUAGGCAUGUAUCUAUCAGGGAUUUAUACAGCAUUCUUUUGUUUCAGGGACUGUCUCGAAACGUAUCUCUACAUGCUGCUUUCCAUAUUUUUGAUAGCGGUGUAUGUGCCAACACGGGAGGAUUUCUUUGACAGAAAAAUUGUCGGAUCUCGGAUCGGCUACUUACAUCUAAUCUAUACCGCUAUUAUACUGUGCGGUAUAUGUCCCACUACACACUGGGUUUAUUUACAUGGUGGAUUGGCUAAUGAACACGUAGCGACCUGGCUGAUAGAUAUCGUUGUGCUGUACGGCCUUGUUGCUGCUGCUUUUUUCUUUUACGUCACACUAAUUCCGGAGCGCCUAUGUCCCGGAAAGUUUGACUUAGUAGGAUGCUCUCAUCAGUGGUGGCAUGUGUUGAUACUGUCGGCGAUGAUUUACUGGCAAAGAGCAGGAGCUGAAUUGUUAUCAUUUUACCGUUUGAAUCCAACAUCAUGUGAAGAUGUCAUCACGAUGUCUUCGAAGAAUUCCAGUCUGAUUUUGUGAAACUAGGGAUGUUUUUUUGGCUAUACAUACGUGUUUCGAACGAUUCUUAAGUGUUUCUCUUGGAGAUUCACUCCCUGUCAUGAACUCAUUUGUUAGGUGCCCUAGUGAGAUGAUUUAGUUAGUAUCUGCAGGGAUACAAAACUUUUGUGUUGAUGCAUUUGAAAGAUGAACUGAUCUGAUUGCUUCAAUAAUAGGUUGUGACUUUAUCGUUCACGUUGUGCUCAUGUUACUAAUUUUGUAUGUCCAUAGUAGGUGUUAUGUAAAUUCACGGCUGCUGGAAAAGAAGUUCUUGGACAUUACAACGAUGUUUUUGAAACAUUUUACUCAGGCUAUCACUCGAUAAAGCCAACUUUGCAGUAAACACUACACACUCGUAAUAGAAAACAUAUCAUCUACAUACAUUGAACAAUGUUCAAGUUUGAAAUGGGGAUCCGUUUUUGGAGUUUCUCCUGUAGAUGUAAUGUACAUGCAGAUCAUGUAGUAACAAUGCAU
Molecule: messenger RNA, 1550 nt
Organism: Cylicocyclus nassatus
Lineage: Eukaryota; Metazoa; Nematoda; Chromadorea; Rhabditida; Strongylidae
Source: the annotation of a GenBank genome assembly